AUGGAACAAAUGAAAGAAAAAUUUUCUAAGUUGCUUUUAGGAGAGGAUAUGUCAGGAGGAGGAAAGGGUGUUUCAUCAGCUUUGGCUUUAUCAAAUGUCAUCACAAAUCUUGCAGCUUCGGUGUUUGGAGAACAACAUAAGCUAGCCCCGAUGAAAGAAGACUCGAAAAAGAGGUGGAGAAAAGAAGUCGAUUGGGUCUUAUCCGUAACGAAUUAUAUCUCAGAGUUUGUCCCCGUCCAACACACGGCCCGAGAUGGAUCAAAUAUGGAGAUUAUGGUGACAAAACAAAGAAAAGAUUUGAUCAUGAACAUCCCUGCAUUAAAGAAGCUUGACAAGAUGCUCACUGAUUGUCUAGACAAUUUCAAAGAUCAAAAAGAAUUCUGGUAUGUGUCGAAAGACGCCAAUGAGUCCGAAAAAGGAGUCCAAAGAAACGAUAAAUGGUGGUUACCGACCGUUAAGGUUCCACCGGGCGGGCUAUCGGAAGAUUCUAGAAAAUGGAUGCAAAAACAAAAAGAUUGUGCAAAUCAAGUUUUGAAAGCUUCUAUGGCUAUUAAUGCUGAAGUGCUUGCAGAAAUGCAGAUCCCAGAGACUUACUUGGAGACUCUCCCAAAGAAUGCGCGGGAUAGCCUAGGAGAGACAAUUUAUAAGAGCAUUACAGUCGAGUUUUUUGACUCGGGCCAAUUCCUGGCAUCCAUGGACUUUUCAUCCGAACACAAAGUACUCGACUUGAAAAACAAAGUGGAAGCUUCAAUGAUUAUAUGGAAACGCAAAAUGACCCAAAAAGAGUCAAGAUCUUCUUGGGGUUCAUCUGCAAAAAUGGAAAGAAGAGAGCUUUUUGAAGAGAGGGCGGAAACUAUUUUGUUACUCCUCAAACAGCGGUUCCCGGGACUUCCUCAAUCGUCAUUAGAAAUGAGCAAGAUCGAGUCCAAUAAAGAUGUUGGUCACGCGGUCUUGGAGAGCUAUUCAAGAGUAUUAGAAAGUUUAGCAAACACGGUGAUGAACCGAAUCGAGGAUGUACUCUAUGCAGAUGAAGUGGCGCAAAAUUCAUCAGAGUCAAACGACGAGGAAUCCGAUCAAACAUCUACUUCAACAACAAUAUCGGAUGUCAUGGGGUGGAAGGGUGCUCAAGGAGAAACAUAA
Molecule: messenger RNA, 1140 nt
Organism: Helianthus annuus (common sunflower)
Lineage: Eukaryota; Viridiplantae; Streptophyta; Magnoliopsida; Asterales; Asteraceae
Product: rop guanine nucleotide exchange factor 12
Exons: 6
Coding region: 1-1140 (379 amino acids)
Molecular function (GO): guanyl-nucleotide exchange factor activity
Source: RefSeq, a predicted model, not a curated record